This is a messenger RNA of Nasonia vitripennis (jewel wasp), 4014 nucleotides long. RefSeq names its product F-box only protein 44. Gene Ontology annotation, cellular component: cytoplasm; SCF ubiquitin ligase complex. Gene Ontology annotation, molecular function: protein binding; ubiquitin protein ligase activity. Lineage: Eukaryota; Metazoa; Arthropoda; Insecta; Hymenoptera; Pteromalidae. The record is from RefSeq and is a predicted model, not a curated record. The transcript is spliced from 4 exons. The coding region runs from base 252 to 1142 and encodes 296 amino acids. Gene Ontology annotation, biological process: glycoprotein catabolic process; SCF-dependent proteasomal ubiquitin-dependent protein catabolic process.
UAUAGUUUAUACGAUAUACCUAUAUAGGUAGGUAUAUAAGUCCACGCGCGUACUCCCCGUACUCAAGAAAAAUGGCUCGUUUUUUACGGCGUCUGAUGAUGGCGUCAGUCGGUGAUUUUUGGAAGUUUAAGUAACGCGAUGUGUAUAUUGUAUAAAAGUGUACACUAUUAUUAUAAAAAUCAAUUUUUAGUGUAUCUAUUAUGAAUUUUGAACAGUAAAUUUUUGCGUGAUUUAUUAAUAAAUACAAAAGUAUGAUGAGAGUAAACGCAAAGAAAGUGAAAGUCAGUUUUGCGGUUGAUGCAGUUGAUGAAGAAUGUUUUGAAAAGACAGAAAUGACAUAUGACGAAAUAAGCAAUAAUGGAUCGAUCAUUGAAAAUAAGAGUAUUCCAGAUGAACUAUUAUCAAAAAUACUAUGUUACACUGAUCAUAAGGCAUUACUUCUUUGCCAACUAGUUUGUAAACAUUGGCACUAUCUUAUUCGAAACUAUGUGUGGCAUAAAAAGGCAGAAUUUACUUUGGGUAAAAGUUUGACGUUUACUGAAAAGACACCUUGGACAGUAUACUAUUUCAUUUGUGAUCAAAUGCCCUUCUAUAAAAAUUUAGUCAAGAAUCAUUCUGGAAAAGAUGGACUUUUUAAACAUUGGUGUAUAACAGAAAAUGGUGGUACUGGCUGGAAUGUAGAAAAUCCACCAAAGGCUGUUAAGCAAUUACCUGAUGAUCCAGUGUUUGAAGAUGAGAGUUAUUGCUUUGUCACAUCUUUUAGUAAAUGUUGGAAAGAACAAACUAUUCACUUGAUCGAUGAAGGAUUCUCUGAGUAUGUUCUAGAUUAUUUACAGCCAACAAUCAAGGUCAGCGAGUGGUUCUGUUGUCGGCCAAAUGUUCCAGCAAUAUAUGAAUGUACAAUAAAAUUACUUCGUGAACAAAAAUCAGAUAGAACAGCAAUCGAAACAUUGAGCUACAGCAAAGUUUUGGAAGGAGAACAAAUGAAUCAAUGGUUUAAAUUUACACAUGAAUUCAAAAAUUAUGGUAAAGGACUGAGAAAAAUAAAAUUUGGUCACGGUGGUCAAGACAGGUCUUACGUAGCUGGAAGCUGUGGUAGUAAAAUGGCUGGAGCUUGUAUUAAGUUAAAAAUAAGAACUUAAUAAUUUUAAUAACUAACAGAAUCAUACUGCCUAAAUAAUAAACAUCAUCAUUUCUUAUAAAGGUUAGCACAUAAGUCAAAAAGGCCUAUUUUAUUUUCCAUUUUUAGAACACCAAAGUGAAAUAAACUUAUCCAGAAACUGAUAAACUUAAGGUAUGACUUGGAUAUUUACUUUAAGUUUAUCAUGUUUUGGAAACAUUUAUUUUACCCUGUUGCUUUUAAAACAAAAUGGCAAAUUAAAACAAGCCUUUUUUUGAGUUAUGUGCUAGUUUCUGUAGGAAGCGACGAUAUUAUAGUACAAAUUUGUACCGUGAAUGAGAUUAUUUUUUAAAAUCUAUAUUCUAAAUGGAAUAUUUCAUGUCUUUUAGAAACGUUUCAAAAACAGGCAGAUAAAAAAUGCACAUUCCAUGUCAUACACUGAUUUAAAAAUCUAGUCCAAAAAAGAGCUGAUGUUUCAAAUUCUAUAGAUGGUUUUUAUAUAUUUAUAUAUAAUAGCAAUAAUUGUUAUAAAUAGUCGACAUAAACUUCUGUUUUAUGACGAUUUUCACUUAAAAAAUUCAACUGUGAUUAAACCAAACUUUUUUACACAAGAUUGUACUGUUUCUAGGUUUUCUAAAGUAUUUGAAACACUUAAAAUGCCGAAAUUAUUGUAAUAUUCGUGAUUCAUUAUUUUGUAUGGAGUUUUAAAUAAAAGACAAGUUAUUCUAUUGUAUGCCUCUUUAUUACGAAAUAUAUCAUGAAAUAACAUAAUAAUACAUAAUAAUUUUUAAAAUAUAAAAGCAAAAUACAAUUUUCUAAACUUGACACCUUUUGAUUACAUUCAGUUUGUUCCCUACACGUGACAAGUAAACGCGUGCGCCAAAAACAUAUCGGGUAUAAUCACAGUCAAUCAAAAUUAUUGCAUAUAAAAAAUAAGAUGACUUGUAUUAACUAUAUAUAUUUGUAUUACAUCCCACUAGAUAUGGGAUUAAGAAUAUAGUUUUUGCCUAUUUUUUAUGUCUACAUACUCUUUUUCAUAGAUUUUCUUUUUAUCAUAAAAAUUAAAAAGAUCAAGAAACUAUUCGUUAUUGCCGCGAAAAUUAGCACAUUAUGAGUCUACCGCAAAGACUAACCCAUUUCAUGCCCCGCUUCGAAGGAUAACACAUUUGAAGAAAACACUAGCGAUUGUGAGAUAUCAUGACUAAAAAAAUGAUAAACUUUAUGAACAAAGCAGUACAUAAUAACAUCCUCUUAAAAAUAGCCAGCUAGUACAAAAAUCAUUAAAUUAUCAUAAGUUUUUCUUAUACUACAAAUAUUGUUAGUGUGUGCCGUGAAACGUACUAGUCUUCGCAGCGAGAAUUGAAAUGUGUUAGUCUUCGGCACUAAUAAUGAAAACACUCUUUGUAGGGAGCGACGAUAUGAUUUUGAAAACCAAGAAAGUGUUAGAGUACACCUAUUGUUUCAUAUCUUUGAGAUGAUUAUUAAUUACAUACAUCUACAUGUUAUUAUCGUAUUUUAUGUAUAUACAAAAUGUGUGUAUUUAUUGCCAUGUCAAAUUUUUGUUCCAGAAAAGUAACACGAUAUAUUUUGAUGACACAAUCAAUAAAGAAAUAACUUACAAUUCUUAUUUGUAAAUGUUGUUCUUUUAAAAAGAGUAAUCACAGCAAAUGACAUAUCUUAUAAUUUACUGUUAUUUUAUCUUGAAAUUUUGUAUUUUAUCGAUCUACCCUGUUACACUUUUCACAAACUACAUAUCAUAUUCUAAACUUCUAGAAGUACAUACAAUACAAAUGUCUAAUCAUACAUUAUUACACGAUUUUACAUAAUUUAGUGUAACUUUUCAUAAUAGAGAUAAUAUAUAAUCACAAACCCUACUUUAUUUAUUUUAAUGAUUUUUUUAUUUAAAAUAAAUUAAUAAUGUGCAUAAAAUUUUACUCCAAUUAAGAGCUAAAAAUAAUUUUUUUAUUUCUUUUUGAUAAUAUGUACUCUUGACUAAAAUUUUUACACAAUUUUGUAUGAGUUUUUUGCAAUCGUAAGUCUAAAUGUAUACUAUUAUGAUGUUAUUUAAUUUACUUUUAUUUUAGACGUAUUAAAAUUCUAUAAAUAAAUUAUACUUAAAAAUAUGACAACUGGCCAGAAUCUGAAUAUUUGUUAAAUUUAUUGAAUAAAUAGAAGUCAAAAUAACUGCCAAAAAGUAUGUUUUCAAAGUAAUAGUUCAUGCUAAUACUGCUUUACGUACAUUUUACAUACAAUUGUUCAGUUCACUGAUUUUUAUUACAUUAUUAUUUAAUUCUUUUACUGCCAGUAUUCAUUGCUUCAAAUAGGCGAGGUUUAUGACAAAACGUUAAAUUCUUUAAAAUAAUAAUUACAAAUGCUUGUUUAAAUACAAUGUACAACAUAUAAUUACAAACUAAAAUCGGCAAGACUGAUUUAACUUUUUAUAAAAGUCUUUUAAAAUAGAAAUAAUUCAUGGCACGUAAUUUUAAGCAAUCAAGUAUGCCUCUUACAAUUAUAAAUCUAUUUUGUGCAUCAAUUUACAUUUAUAAAAAUAUAUUUUGAGUUAAUCUUCAUAACUUAGAAAUAAUGCACUUUUUCUCAAUGAGUGAGAAUUGAUCUAUUCCAACCUACACAAUCGAAACAAUAAAAGGGAUCAAUAUCCUGCAUUGUGCUCGAAUAACUAACAUGCGUCAUCUAAAAUAUAUUUUCAAAGUCGUUGCUCUUGUUACUAGUAACUUGUAAAACAUUAUUUUUAUUUAUUUUAUUGACGAUAUCUAUCUUAAAAUUUUGUUGGGCUCUACAACAAAACAUGGAAGCUCAUGAAUAUUUUUUCAACAAAAAAUAUGUUAUUUUGAGUACAUUUAAGUAUAUGAAAAAGUGAAUAUAUUAAAAAAAAA